AUGGAUUUAUCAGCAAUAAAUUCCAAUUUUAAGAAUUUCCUUGAAGAAGUUGGUUCAUAUUAUAGUGUUGUUGAUGAUCAAGAGGUCCAAAUAUUAAGGAAAAAGCAAGAUGAAUGUUACAAAAAUUUCUUGCAUGUCUAAUUUGAAUAUACAAAGUGUGUUUAACAAAUUGAUGACAAAUACACUGAUUUGAAUAAAACUUUUAAGUUCAAAACGGAAAAAGCUGCCAAAUCCUACAAAUCCUGUUUAUAACACAAAAAAGUUGAAGAAUGCCACGACAGAACAUGGAAGCAUCUACAUGAAAAUAUGAAGCAAUACAUUUCAUUAUUAAGAAGAAUUGAUACCUAAACUAUUAAAUAUUGAAUAAUAAUAUAUAAUAUAAUAAA
Molecule: messenger RNA, 386 nt
Organism: Paramecium tetraurelia
Lineage: Eukaryota; Ciliophora; Oligohymenophorea; Peniculida; Parameciidae
Exons: 2
Source: RefSeq, a predicted model, not a curated record